Molecule: messenger RNA, 604 nt
Organism: Drosophila persimilis
Lineage: Eukaryota; Metazoa; Arthropoda; Insecta; Diptera; Drosophilidae
Gene: Dhfr
Product: dihydrofolate reductase
Exons: 2
Coding region: 12-584 (190 amino acids)
Biological process (GO): tetrahydrofolate biosynthetic process; glycine biosynthetic process; dihydrofolate metabolic process
Cellular component (GO): mitochondrion
Molecular function (GO): NADP binding; dihydrofolate reductase activity
Source: RefSeq, a predicted model, not a curated record
ACAUUCACUAGAUGACUGGCAAAAAAAUGUUGCGUUUUAAUCUAAUUGUCGCGGUGUCCGAGAACUUCGGCAUUGGCUUAAAGGGAGAUCUGCCAUGGCGCCUAAAAUCCGAGCUGAAGUAUUUUAGUCGCACCACCAAGCGAACCAGCGAUCCCAACAAACGCAAUGUGGUAAUAAUGGGCAGAAAGACAUAUUUUGGAGUGCCCGCCAGCAAGCGUCCGCUGCCAGAGCGUUUGAACAUUGUUUUGAGCACCACGUUGCAGCCCGCAGAGCUUCCCAGUGAUGUGGUCUUGUGCCCCAGCCUAGAGGAAGCCAUGAAGCAUCUGGAAGAGGAGACCUUGCGCGACCAAAUCGAGAACGUCUGGAUUGUGGGCGGUAGUGGAGUUUACGAGGAAGCCAUGGCCUCGUCCCGUUGCAACCGGCUGUACAUAACCAAAAUCCAGCAGAAUUUCGAGUGUGAUACCUUCUUUCCCAGUAUUCCAGACUGCUUUCGUGAGGUGCCGCCCGAUGCGGACACACCCGUAGGCGUGCAGGAGGAGAAUGGCAUUAAGUAUGAGUACAAGGUUUUGGAAAAACGAGAAUAAUAAACCGAUUUGUGCAUUUA